CGGGGUUCACAUUUGUGCAUUUCCAUGCUGCAACUGUGAUGCGGCAUUAAAAUGCUUGCAUUUUUCCCCUUCACAUUAUGCAUUUUUUCUUGCAAUUUUUGAUGCGCAUGGAAAUGCAUGCUUUAGACCACGUUCUAUUUUGUAUGCAUUUUUUGGCGCAUCUUUAGUAAUAUUUUUAGGAAUAUUUCUCUUGCCAAUAGCUAGAAUUAAGUUUGCAACGAAAAGUUCGUUGACUCAUGGCUGUUUAUGUUUCUUAACCUUACAUUUUAAUUUUAAACAGUUUGGAAUUGGGUUAAUUAUUUUAUUUAGUGUUAAAAAUGAACCGUGAAAUACGUGCUUUUCCAUGGUCGCGUACCUUAGUGGAGGACCUUAUAAUUUUGUACGAAGCGCAACCCUUAUUGUAUACAACGAAAAUGAAAGAAUAUAAGAAUAAAAUGAAACGGCAAAAUGCAAUACAAUCAAUAAAAAAUGAAUUGAUGAAAAAGUAUCAGGUUGAGUGCCGCAAUUUAACGGACCAAGACAUAAUUAAAAAAGUACACGUAAUUCGGACGCAAUUUAAGAAAGAGGUGGCACUAUUAAAAAAAUUUUUGUCCAGUGGUUGUUCAGCAGAUUCCUACGAACCGAAACUUUGGUGUUUUGACAUGCUGCAGUUUUUAAACGAAUGCGAUCCAGUGAGGGAAAGCCAAUCAAAUAUUGAACCAUCAGAGACCCAAAUAUUCACGCCCAAUGGUACUACAGUUACAUAUGAUGAGGAUAUUGUGUUUGAAGGCACGCUGGAAGACCUGGAUGAAUAUGAAGUUGAUGCUUUCAAUAACAGUCCAUGCACUUCACAAACAUCGACAUCAAGGGCAACUACACCUACAGUAUCAAAAAGCAAGAGGAAAAUGCAGAACUCUGUGGCAGACCUAAUCCAAACCGCUGUACAAUCCCUCGAAAGUUGCAAAAAAAGGCCCCACAUUGAAGAUGAAUUUGAUAUAUUUGCAAAGACAAUCGCAACAGAGUUGAGGAAAGUCGAAGACCCUUACAAAAUACGGAUGUUGAAGAAGGAGAUAUUUACAAAAGUUGUUGAUGCUCAAUAUGAUUAGAUUUUAUUUUGUACAUUUGUUUAUUGAUAAUAAUAAUGCUAUGCUAAGUCA
Molecule: messenger RNA, 1136 nt
Organism: Photinus pyralis (common eastern firefly)
Lineage: Eukaryota; Metazoa; Arthropoda; Insecta; Coleoptera; Lampyridae
Exons: 3
Coding region: 318-1085 (255 amino acids)
Source: RefSeq, a predicted model, not a curated record